This is a messenger RNA of Haliotis rufescens (red abalone), 4422 nucleotides long. RefSeq names its product proprotein convertase subtilisin/kexin type 5-like. The coding region runs from base 215 to 2425 and encodes 736 amino acids. Lineage: Eukaryota; Metazoa; Mollusca; Gastropoda; Lepetellida; Haliotidae. The record is from RefSeq and is a predicted model, not a curated record. The transcript is spliced from 3 exons.
CAACGUCACGUGGUAUGAGUCAGCUCGCCCCUACCUGCACAAAUCUAGCCCACCCUGCAUACGGACUCGACUUUCUUCUGUUUCGUAAUCCACAUUUGAAUCAUGUUUCCAUGAUCUCAGAUGCUAAUGCUACAUAAGAGAGCAACACCUGGAUGUUUGAAUCACAAGAAGACUAGUGUGUCUGAGUUGCUCCUCCAUUAAAACAGAUGUAAAGAUGUUGUUCAUUUUGGUAUUGUGUGUGCUGUUGUCCAGUUGUGGGGUAGGUGCAGAACGUUGCACCCCUCCAAAUCCUCUGUCGUUUGGUACGAGGGGGUGUAUUAGUGUACAAAGUUGUCGAAAGCAAUCGUUUGUGGUGUAUGGGAAAACAUGCAUUGUUCGUUGCAACAGUCGAGUACCGCUACAGAUGUGGUACUAUUCUAGUGUCUCGUGUCUUAGUGCACAGUCUUGUCGAGCAAGCUCGCGUGUGGUGUAUGGGAAAACAUGCUUGCGUUCCUGUCCCCCCGGGACGCUUUACCAACAGGACACUUCCACAUGCUACAACACGUGUCCGGCACAUACGAUCAUGGUAGGAUCGCGUUGCUUGAAUGGGACAUACUGUGUGUCCCAUAACAACCAUGUCCUGUUUAAUGGAACAUGUGUGCCGUCCUGUCCUUCCUCCAUGCCUUUCAAGACAAAUGGGACUUGUUAUCAGGCAUGCCCAGUUGAUACUGUUAUGAACGGGUCCGAUUGUAUGUCUCCGGCAGACUGUAUAGAGAGGGGAUAUUUCAUAGACAACACGACAUGUGUUAAAGUUUGUCCUCCCGACAAGCAGUCUAUCCUACAAGGUGUCUGUCUUUCCUCAUGUCCACCCGACAAACCUGUCACGGUAAAUGGAAACCAGUGUCAAUCAAAACAGGAGUGUACUCGCAGGCUGGGUCAAUUCAUAUACAACAAUACUUGUGUUCCUGUUUGUCCAGCUGCAGCUAUGUUCAGUGACCAGGGAUCAUGCACAACACUGUGCCCAACUGAGACAUGUGUUCUUGGGACUGAAUGCAUUUCUGACUUUGAUCGCCGAUAUAUGGUCAGUUUCCGAAAUGAAUGUAUUGACACCUGCCCUCCUGAAGCUCCUUAUGCAGUAGAUAGCAUCUGUUACUCGACAUGCCCUCCUAACACUGUGUUGAAUGAUGAAACAUGCAUAGGUUUGCAACAAUGCACAGAUGCAUAUUAUUACCUUUAUAAAGUCAUCUUCAACAAUACCUGUGUUGAUGCCUGUCCACAAUCUGCACCUUUAACCCAUUACGGAAUGUGUGUAACAAUUUGUCCAGAUGAAACUGUAGUCGCUGACAUGCAGUGUGUUGAUCCUUCUAUUUGUAUAAUGACCCAUCGGUUUAUAGCCAAUAAAACAUGUGUGUCCGAAUGUAAUGGCCUAGCACCCUACGUGGCCAAUAGCCACUGCCACCCUGCCUGCCCAGAUGAAUUUGUUGUUACAGCCCCAGGGAAAUUCCAGUGCAUUGGCGAAUCCGAAUGUAUAGAGAUGAAGAAAAUGGUAUCUAACAGAACAUGUGCAACAGCAUGUCCAGAAGAAGCUCCAUACAACAAGUCAAGCAACUGCUACCAAACGUGUCCACAGGAAACUGUUGGCUUGCCUGAUAUGAACUGUGGAAGUUAUCAAGAGUGCAAGGAGCAAGGGAUGUUUGUUCAUGAAUCCAAAUGUCUUCAUGAUUGUCCAUCAACGUUUCAGUAUAAAUUACACAACACAUGCAUCUUGGAAUGUCCUUCAAACACAAGCGUAUUCCCAGACAACAAAUGUGUUUCUAUAUCCGACUGCUCAACGAUAACAGACGCGGUCAAAUACAAUGGAGCAUGUUUGCCACAUUGUCCUCCUCAUGUCCCAUAUAACCAUUCCGGAAACUGUCUGUCGCAGUGUCCGUCAGGGUUCUUCGCAAAAGGUUUUGACUGCCUAGAAAAUGACAAGUGCUCAAAUGUCUUAUACAACGGAUCGUGCUUAUCAUCUUGCCCCCAAGAGGCACCAAACAGAAAGGACAGCAAUUGUUACGCCAUUUGUCCACCGGACACCUACAUUUAUCAGGAACAAUGCAUAGGUCAAUAUGAUUGUCAGGAGAAGAAGUUCUACAUCGCCGGCGGUAGUUGCGUGUCAACAUGCCCACCUGGUAGUGCAGGUUUCACAGAUUACGUCUGUUACCCCUUAAUAUAUGUGUAUAGCGCAAUUCAAGUUACGCCAUUUCUGAUGUUGACGGUGCUGAUGUGUCUGUUCUUCAUGGUUUAUAAUCCUAAGAAAUCAAGGGAAAUGAAUGCACCGCAAAAAGUUCAAAGAGAACAGCUCACAGAGUGUGAUAUGCUGGAGUUAGUGACGUUUGACAAUCUCCCCGAACAACAGCAAGACCGCGCUGAACUUCCGGAUGAAGAAAACAUGGAAGUCGUUUAGGAUAGAAGAAGAGCUGCUGUCAUUGCGAGAAAACAUGGAAGUCAGUUAAGACAGAUGAAGAGCUGCUGUCAUUGCAAGAACAGCGAAAUUCUUCUCAGAAAGCAACUGCUUUGAGUCACAAUGGAGACAUCUAUGGAGUUACGAACUGUUUCAAUAACGGGAUUAUCCAUCCACGAAGAGACCACGACGAUGUGCCGUUGUUACAAGUAACAUCAGAAGACGAGCCUUUGAUCCAGCACACUGAUGAUGCAUUCGUGUUUGGUGAUGGAACGAACUGAAUUGACCAGAAUGAUGAAAGUGAAAAUGAUGGGUUGGUGGCUAUCCCCAUUGGCUUUUUAGCCAAUGAUUAUCAGUUUACAUUAAUCUGCUCUGAAUAGGUGUAUUUUCUGUAUUUUGGUUGCUGUCCUGAAUUUGUAAUUGGGUGCUUUAAUCGUACUUUCUUACUUAGUAUUAACUUUCUGUAACAACGCUUGUUUGUUUAUUUCCCUGCUUGUUUCUUUGUUCUAUAUGGCUAUUGUCUUCUGUUGGCUUGUUAUCAUAUUUUUUUAAAUGCACAUAAGUGACCCAUGUAUUUAUAGUUGUAUAUAUCUAAAGUAUAUAUGGUAUGGCUAAAGAUUUUGCUUCAAUUAACAAGCAGCUUUGAACGUACACGAUCAACAGGUAACAAAGAAAUAUUUUAAAAUUAAUUUCAUCUCAGGAUAAGGGACUGUCAUAAGCAGUAACAAUUUUCAGUUAUUCACAAUUGUCCAUUUUUUAAUAUUUAUAUUCAGUUAUAAAAUAGACUUUUUGUAUUAAACCAUAUUGAUUAAUAUUAAAUCUGAAGACUCUUGUACAGAAAUAGUGUUAGACGCGAUGCCGUGCAAAGACAAUGUCGAUUGUGUACAAUGUGUGACAAUUAGUUCAAAUCUUUUUAUUCAUCAAAUAGUUUAGGCUACGGGUCCAUUCCACAUCACCGCGUGUAGACCGUGAGAGAAUAUCAUAUCCAGUAUGCAAAAUAGAUGCUGUUUACAAAGUCGCAAUCUCAUUGCUUUGUCGGUUGACGCCAUCAAAAUAUCAAACCUUUUUAAUGUUGGUUAUAGAAUUUACGUGGUAUAUAUUUGCAUCUCAAAUGAACCUGUGAAGAUCCGGGGAAGAAUAGGUCUUGACUUGCUAUUUCAAAUGUCUAUGUUUCAUUGUAUUUUCGGGUAUGUUUGUGUAUCAAUUAAUAGAUUUAUUGGAGGCGUGUGUGGUUGUUGACGUGGGGUGUGCAUGUUGCCAACGCCUCAUGUUGUUGCGCCACUUUCUCAGACAUUAUGUAACCUGAAACGCCCUGGCUAUGUGGAUCCGUGUAACUACAUAUUUAUUUGUUCAUUCUUUACAAACUUACGAAAAUAGCGAAUAUUUUAACACAAGAACUGUCUCACUUGGGACUGAUGAAAUCUAUGUGCUGGCAAUUCAAAGAAACGUGCUUAUGUCUGAAAUGAACUGUUGAGUAAGAAUUUUUAUACAAAACUUGAACCAGUUAUGUUUUUUGUAUGUAUUUUUAAUGUUUAUGAAUUAUUUAAUAUAUAUUUUACUCCUACAUAGAAAUGAUGUAACUAUACAUGGCACCUUUCUUAGCGCGUGUGUACAUGUUAGGUCGAUACUUUGCGGUAAAAGUGCAUGUUCCCUUCAAACAAUUACAUACAGACAAAUAUUUUGUACAUAAAAAUUGUAUAGACGCAUCUUAUUAUUUUCAUGCGUCGAAGCUUACCCCUGAUAUGAUUUUUAUAAUUAGAAAAAACUAAAGUGGAAACAAAGUGACUUUUAUCCUAACUAUUUGAGAGAUGUGACCCUUAUUUUUAUUGAGUGGUUUGGGCCUAGCAGAGGGGCGUGAUCUGAGCCGUGAGUGCUUUGAUUGGUUUGUUUGUUUGUUGUUUUACGCCGCACUCAGCAAUAUUCCAGCUACAUGACGGCGGUCUGUAAAUAAUCGAGUCUGGACCAGACAAUCCAGUGAUUAAUAUCAUGAGCAUCGACCC